UACUUACAUAUUAUAUAUUAGACGCUGACUCAACGAUGGAUCUCCCCACCGAGAUCAUCCUCUGUAUCGCCGAUUCUCUCUCGCCCAGAGAUCUCAGCAGUCUAUCGCAAACAUGUCGUUUUUCCCACAAUGUCCUCGACUCUGUCCUCUGGAAUAACAAUGCAAAUACCGCCCUCCUCUGGGCCGCCGACAAGGGCAACCAGCGGGCAGCACGAAAAGCGCUCGGUUUCCAUGCAGACAUCAACACGAGGGACCCAACCGACGCGGUUCUCCCCCAUUUUCGAUUCUGGAGCCACGAGAAGAAGAAGUACAAAAGAACCGGGCUCACUCCGCUCGCCCUGGCCAUCAUCGCGGGUCGGCAGGAGAUGGUUGAUUUCCUGCUCUCUGUGGCUGGCGUCGACGUCAACGCACGUGACAACCCCGAACGCUUCACCCCCCUGACGCUCGCCAUCGUCACCGACCACCACGACAUCAUGCAGAGGCUGCUUGCCGUCGACGCCAUCAACCCCGAGCUGCGAGACCGGUUCUCCGCAGGCAGUGCGUUGAUGGUCGCCGUCCACCUGCACCGAAUAGAGCUCGUCAAGACACUGCUGGCGCACCCCAAGAUCCAUCCCGACCGAGGCAACCUGAUCUCGCAAUCGCCCCUCUGGCUAGCGGUGCACCAGAAGAACCUGGAGCUCGUGAAGCUGUUUCUCGAGGCGGGUGCCAGUCCGCACCCGCCCUUACCGGACCCUCACAACGAGUACGGAUGGUACGCCGAGCCGCUGGACAGCGCCGUGAGCAACAACACGCCGGCGAUCGUGCGGGCACUCGUCACGUCGCCUCUUUUCGAUGUUUCGCGGGUCUCGCAUGACCACCGCAUCGAACGGUUCGAGUGUAAGGCAUUGUGGCAUAAUAGAGUGGAUCUCUUCGAGGCGCUCUUCGCCACCCUCGGCUGCGAGGAGGUCAACUGGGCGCAUGGCGAUGGUCGGACGUGUCUCUGGUGGGCGGCUGCUCAUGGACAAACGGACGUCGUACGGACGCUGCUUUCUCUACAGGGUGUGGAUGUCAACACGCGCGGUAUUGGAGUCACCUAUACACAUGAGUACGUCGAGAGGGAGAGGGUUCUCGGACCGCCGGGUUACGGCGAGGGCGUCACUCCGCUCAUCGUCGCGACGAGGGGAGGGCAUCUCGAGGUGGUGAGAUUGUUGCUUCAAGCCGGGGCGGAUGUCUCGAUUCGAGAUGCAGAGGGGGAGACGGCGUUGCAAGCUGCGGAAUUUGAAGAGAUAGCACAGUUAUUGAUUAAUGCUUAGAUACUACCACGUAUAUAUACUAUAUAUUAAAUUCUC
This is a messenger RNA of Penicilliopsis zonata CBS 506.65, 1328 nucleotides long. RefSeq lists its product as hypothetical. Lineage: Eukaryota; Fungi; Ascomycota; Eurotiomycetes; Eurotiales; Aspergillaceae. Gene Ontology annotation, molecular function: protein binding. The coding region runs from base 36 to 1292 and encodes 418 amino acids. The transcript has a single exon. The record is from RefSeq and is a predicted model, not a curated record.